CUGCUAAAGCCUGACUCUCCCAGGGCUGCAUGCCAGAACUGUAGCCCCCACCAUGGGCCUGGAGCUGUACCUGGACCUGCUGUCCCAGCCCUGCCGCGCUGCCUACAUCUUCGCCAAGAAGAACCGCAUCCCCUUCGAGCUGCGCACUGUGGACCUGCUCAAAGGCCAGCAAGUCAGCAAGCAUUUCUCCAAGCUUAACAGCUUGCGGAAGGUGCCUGUCCUCAAGGAUGAUGACUUCGUCUUGACUGAAAGGCUGCAUGGGUGCAGAGUCCAGGAGAAGGACGCUGAGCCCUGGAGAGUCGGAGAGGGACCAGACUCCAACCGGUGUGCUAGACAUGACUCCAACAUACAGGCAUGAAGCAGGCAACCACUAGAGAGGCCUCUGGGGCCGGCCCCAAUGCCAACUACGUGGGCACCCUCACCCUGCACCCUAGAGGAAUGCGCUUCAGAGGACAGCGCUGAAGCUACAGCCGAGGAAGAGGGGCGUGUCUGAUCAUGUGCAGUAAAUGAAGAGGGAAGGAGAGAGAGUGGAACACACCCUGGUCCACCAAGCCCCGAGGACCAUAUUCCAGCUGAGAGCGGCCAAGGCCCAGAGAGGAUCACAGGGCCGGCCCCACCACGAGACACGACGACGUCCCUCACGGACACAUAGUGCUGAGUGGGACAGCACUCGUGGCGGGGGCUGGGGGAUAGGCCCGAUCUGACCCCACCAUGCCAGGGGAACACUAGGGGCGUACAGCAACAAAGCAACAAAGUCCCCGAGGAAUGCCAAAGGUGCACUUUGGGGCCAGGGCAUGGCAACCCAGCAGA
Messenger RNA from Echinops telfairi (small Madagascar hedgehog), 810 nucleotides. Its product is annotated as glutathione S-transferase theta-1-like. Gene Ontology annotation, biological process: glutathione metabolic process. The coding region runs from base 53 to 358 and encodes 101 amino acids. Lineage: Eukaryota; Metazoa; Chordata; Mammalia; Afrosoricida; Tenrecidae. Gene Ontology annotation, molecular function: glutathione transferase activity. Gene Ontology annotation, cellular component: cytoplasm. The record is from RefSeq and is a predicted model, not a curated record. The transcript is spliced from 4 exons.